AUGAAGUCACAUGCAUGACAGAUUCAAAAGAACCUUUGCAGUGGUCGAGCAGAACCAUGUUUAUCUGAUAAGUAGCUAUUUAGUUCAGCAAAAUUUGAAUUUCAUUGGUUUUCAAUUUUGUUUGUAUUUGAUUUGUAUUCAUCCUUUCAUCAAAUAUUUAUUCUUUGACUUUUAUGAUUAUGCAAGAGCUUUAGAAUAGAGAUUAUGACUAGUUUUGUGUGUGAAUGUAUUUAAGAAAUAGUACAAAAAUUUAAAUCCAUCCUAGGGGUCUGCAAUAAUGGUUUUCAUUAAAAAAAAGCAAUACAUUACUCAAUUUUUAGCAACACUGACUUAAAUAUUCAUCAUCCUCUACCCCCUUACAGCUUAGACUUAGCAAAUAAAGAUCUAUUAUAAAGCUAAAGGCAUAGCUGGUAUAUAGACACAGGUGGUGGUGCCCCAGUUAUAAAGGCCCAUUGCUUUAUUGAUCUUUCAUAUUUGUUUUCAGCUUAUAAGAACUCCACCUGGGUCCUUGAAAAAGAAACAGAACAAAACCUUUUGUCUCCCUGACAAAUUAUUCCCAGUUCCUAAAAGAAUAAUAUUAAUAAGUAAGACAAACCCACUAAGAAUAUAUUUAAAGGACCAGGCAGUUGCUUAGCCCUUACACUCUUUGUGCUCACAGAUCCCAGAAAAUGUUCUUCAGAGGAAGAACCUGGCUUUGGUUAUGCAUCAGAACAGGUAUCAUUCUAGGAAGUGAGCUAAAUAGACCAGAGCAACAUGAAAAAAAUCAUUGUUAUCAGCUGAAUAUGUUUCACUGCACCUUUGAGGAUGCAGAAAAUUACUGUAGUAUUCAGGGAGGUCAGCUUGCUUUCACCUGGAACCAGGAGAUUCAAGAUCUCCUCUUGGACUUUCUGAAAGAAGGGAGCAAGUGGUGGAUUGGGAAAAACUUAGUGCCACUGGGAAAACAACGUCAAGGAAAAAACAACACAGAGGUCGCCACCCCCCGGGACACCAGGUCCACCAGCUGUAUUUACUUGUCCAAAAACUCCCAAUGGAUCUCAUCAAAAGUGGACUUGUGCUCACAGAGGCAUUAUUUCAUUUGCCAGGCUGAUGCCUUUUCAGACCAAGAUACCAGUUAUGAAAGAAAUGGAAAUAAUUCUCAUUCACACUGGAGACCCAAGAAGACAAAAAGAGAAGUUACAAUACUGAGAAAUAAAGUGACCUCAGCCACUCAUCUUUCAACCACAUGUCACCAACCUGCUGGUGCUAAUCUUUCCAAGACCCUGUGCCAUUCUAUCAGCCCAUUUCCUGCAGUACCACCCAGAGUCACACAGCAGGGAGUAUCAGCUAUGCCUGUACCUUCUAGCCAGACACCAGAGCUCACCAGGCCUGCGUCUGUCACACAUGCUGAAAAAGCUCUGGUAGAAGUAACUUCAAGCUCCAAAGAGGACUCACAUCCAGAUGUCUUCACCCCUCGUCCACAAGAAUCGUUUCAGAACACAACUGAUCAGGCCAUAGAUGAGAUAACACGGAACUUCAGCAAAGUAAUUCGUGGUUUGCAAGCUCACGACAAACUACAGCAAGCUUGUGAGGUCCUCCAGAACCUGGCAGCCUUUAUCCCAAGAUUUUCUGAGUCAUCUCAGGUCAGCGUCAUGGAUUCCCUUGUUUACCUGAAUGAACAGCUGCUGAAGACCAGCAGCAGCCUGGACUCCGGAAUGCCCGUAACCGUCUGCCUCUUUCACGCCCUCAGCAACGCUGUGAAAGCUGCUGAAGCAAGUCAGCGAAGAUCCAAGCAUGACAUUGAACAGGUGGAAAAUAUACUGAAAAUGUCCUUGCUGAGCCUUGGGAGGAUCCAGGAAGCAUUUCUACCGCAGAACCGGUGCUCCGAGUCUGCAGUGACUCUGACCUCUUCCGCUGCUACUCUGAUGCUGAGCAGACAAAACAUAUCAACUUUACCUCGGAGCUCUUACACCCUUGGUUCCCCAGCACCUGUGAGGUUAGGCUUUCCGUCAGUGUCUGCCUUGGAGGAGCUCCUGAAUAAACACCCAGGAGUCAGCGUCCAAGUAACAGGACUAGCUUUCAAUCCUUUCAGAGAUUUUGAUAACAAGAAGAUUGUUGGAAGCAUCGGAAGUGUGUUACUAAGCUCUAAUCAUAAAUUGCUCCAAGUCCAUGAUUUAAUGGAAGAUUUCGAGAUCACACUCUGGAGAAAUGAGAGCAUGGAAACCCAUCCCACCAACCUCAACGUGAGCACAGACCAUUUUAUUAUCAUGGUAAACGUCACUUCCCUGGAGAAAUCCCUGAUAGUGCACGUAGCGCCUGAAAGUCCCCUCUUAAUGACACUCUACCUGGGCUUCCAGUACCAGCCUAACCACACGUGCUCCCACCUGAACAUCACCUUGCCAAAGGAUAAGGUGUCGCAGAAAGACGAGGCGUACACGUGGGUGCUGACUCCGGAGAGCCUGCGGUUUGGGGUCGGCACCUACUAUGUGACAGCUGUGGUGAAUAAAAGCAAGGCGGGUGCUCAGCGGACACCCACCCUGUUCUGGGUGGUUACUGCUGCCACCCAGUGUUACUUCUGGGACAGCCACAGCGACACGUGGAGGAGCAGCGGGUGCCAGGUCGGGCCACAGAGCACACUUUUGAGGACACAGUGUCUCUGUAACCACCUGACCUACUUUGGCAGCGAAUUCUUCAUUGUGCCUCGGACGGUGAACAUCGAAGACACGGUUGAGCUGUUCCUUCGAGUGACCAGGAACCCAGUCGGGGUGUCACUGCUGGCCAGCCUUUUAGGAUUCUAUAUGUUCACAUUCGUGUGGGCUUGGAGAAAGGACCAAACAGACAUGCAGAAGGUGAAGGUCACUGUCCUGGCUGAUAAUGACCCCAGCUCUCAAUUUCACUACCUCAUUGAGGUCUCCACGGGCUAUCGAAGAAGGGCUGCUACCACAGCUAAGGUGGUUAUCACCCUUUAUGGAUCAGAGGGACGGAGCAAGCCCCAUCACCUCUGUGACUCCCAGAAGGCAGUCUUUGAACGAGGGGGACUGGAUGUCUUCCUCCUGGGCACUCCGUCUUCUCUAGGGGAAUUGCACAGCCUUCGGCUCUGGCAUGACAAUUCUGGCGUCAGCCCUUCUUGGUAUAUAAACCAGGUAAUUGUCAGUGACAUCGCAGGUAAAAGGAAGUGGCAUUUCCUGUGCAAUUGUUGGCUGGCCAUGGACCUUGGAGACUGUGAGCGUGACCGGGUCUUCUCACCCGUCUCAAAGAAGGAGCUCUUUUCCUUUAGACACCUGUUCUCCUCCAUGAUUGUAGAAAAGUUCACCCAGGAUUAUCUGUGGCUCUCAGUCGCAACUCGACAUCCCUGGAACCAGUUUACAAGAGUCCAGCGGCUCACCUGCUGCGUGACCCUCCUUCUCUGCAACAUGGUCAUCAAUAUUAUGUUCUGGAAGAUAAACGACACCACUGCCAAGAGAGAUGUGCAAGUGGGUCCCCUUGCCGUGACCUGGUCUGAACUGCUCAUCAGUGUCCAAAGCGCCGUCAUCCUUUUCCCCAUCAAUGUCGUGAUUGGGCAGCUUUUCCCGUUGAUUCAGUCACAGGAACCUCUGCCAUUCUUUCCUCCCAUCCAGGCCUCCUGCCCCUCAGGUGCUUCUUUUGAGCCUCUCCCUCUCACAGAGGUAGCUGAGGAAUUAAAGGAAACUGUGGGAUUCCUGCUCAGGAGAAAUACGUACCUACUCUCAGAGUGUGAACAGUCUUCAUGGAGUUCUUACAACAUUAACCAGCUGGUGAAACUUUUCUCCAGCCUCAUUUGUUCUCACUUAGAGGGUCAAGGUUCUCACCAGCAGGCAGGACCCUACUGGGAAAAUGCAGUUCCUGAAAACCACCAUCAUUUCUGCAAUUACCUGCUCAGAGUUCUGCAGAAACUCCAAUCUCACUUACGCACACUGGGCCCCACCCAGGCCGACCAGCCUUGUGACUUCCUAGAUGCAGUCACCCAACUGCAAAAACUCCAGGAACUCUUGGAAACACAUACACUUCCCACAGAGCGAGGGCCAUGCAGGGAGGCAAACAGUUUCCCCAUCCUGAACCCGGAAGAAGGGAAGCAAUCCAUCUCUAACAGCCCGCCCAGAUGGUUGACUUACCUCUGCUGGCUCCUACUGGGUACCACUAGCCUGGCCGCUGCCUUUUUUACAGUACUUUAUAGCCUGAAACUGAACAAAGACCAAGCCACCAGCUGGGUUAUUUCGCUGAUAUUAUCAGUGCUUCAGAACAUCUUCAUCAUCCAGCCAGUAAAGGUGAUCUUCCUCACGUUGUUUUUCUCACUGAUGCUGAACAGGAUGCCGUGGCUUCGCAAAGAGAAGGGACAACAAACCAAGAGGAUCUUGGCACUCUUGGCAAAAUGUCCUUCAUCAUUACCUGGCUCAAGAGAUAAGAACAACCCCAUCUAUGUAGCCCCAGCUAUGAACAGGCCAGUUAAGUGCCCGGAGAGAGCCUUGAAAGAGAAGAAACUCUUGAAGUUGACAGGAGAUAUUUUGGUACAAAUCCUUUUCCUUAUCCUGUUGAUGACUACAGUCUACUCUACCCAAAGCUCCAACAGGUUUUACCUCCAUCAGGCUAUCCAGAAGAGCUUUUCUCACGGUUUCUCAGAGAUCAAACUGCUUAAGCAUUUCUAUACCUGGGCCAAUCGCAUUCUCCUUCCUAACCUGUAUGGGGAUUACAGAGGAUUUAUUACUGAUGGGAACUCGUUUCUUUUGGGCAAUGUUCUGCUUCGUCAGAUUCGCAUUCCUGGUGCCAUAUUCUUUCCAACUCGAGUGCCUCCCCAAGAAAAAGUGAAGUCAUUUCACCAAGAUCAGGAGGAUACAGAGAACUAUGGGGUUAACUGGGGACCCCCUGAUACAAACAACACAAAAUCAGACAGCAUUUGGCAUUAUCAGAAUCAAGAGACACUGGGUGGCUAUCCCAUCCGAGGGGAAUUUGCCACUUACUCAGGAGGAGGAUACAUUGUGAGACUUGGAAGAAAUUCCACUACUGCAAUGAGAGUUCUGCAGCAGCUUGAACAGAGCCACUGGCUAGACCGUUACACCAAAGGCCUCUUUGUGGAAUUUGUGGUCUUCAAUGCUAAUGUGAACCUGUUCUGUGUAGUGACCCUGAUUUUGGAGUCCAGCAAUAUAGGUGCUUUCUUCACCUCUGUAAAACUGGACGUACUAACUUCUCUUCAGACAUCAAAGGACUUUGCCUGGUCUAUCAUCUCACAAGUCAUCUAUUAUCUUCUAGUCUGUUACUAUGUCUUCAUACAGGGUCGCCAGCUGAAACAGCAGAGGUGGAGGUUCUUCACUAGGAAAAGAAACAUUCUAGACAUGAGCAUAAUCCUCAUUAGCUUUGUCAUCUUGGGGCUUGAUAUGAAGUUUAUCUCUCUACAUAAGGAAAACAUGGCACAAUACCACUGUGACCCGGACAGGUUCAUCAACUUCUAUGAGGCAGUAAAAGUGAACUCAGCUGUCAUUCACCUCAUGGGCUUCCUGGUUCUACUGGCAACUGUUCAGCUAUGGAACCUGCUGCGUCAAAACCUCAGACUGCAGGUCAUUGGGAGAACACUCAGCAAAGCCUGGGACGAGGUGCUGGGCUUCUUGCUGGUCAUCCUGAUCCUGCUGUCAGGCUAUGCCAUUGCUUUUAACUUGCUGUUUGGAUGGAGCAUCUCUGACUACCGAACUCUUUUCAGCUCAGCAGUGACUGUUGUUGGUCUCCUGAUGGGAAUCUCUCAUUACAAGGAGGUUAUUGCUUUAAACCCAGUCCUGGGCUCCUUUCUGAUCCUCACCAGUGUCGUCUCGAUGGUACUUGUAAUCAUUAACCUUUUUGUAUCUGCCAUUCUUAUGUCCUUUGGUAAAGAAAGAAAGUCCCUUAAGACUCAGAAAGAAGCUGCACUGACAGACAUGUUGCUACAGAAGCUCUCAAGUCUGUUAGGAAUCCAGAGGCCCCAGAACACAUGUAAGCAAAUAGCUGUAACAGCAAUCGGUAUUGACAAAUGAAGUUU
This is a messenger RNA of Vicugna pacos (alpaca), 5995 nucleotides long. NCBI's taxonomy places the organism in Eukaryota, Metazoa, Chordata, Mammalia, Artiodactyla, Camelidae. The record is from RefSeq and is a predicted model, not a curated record.